ACUUCUGACAGUUCAAUCUUAAUCUCGAUUCUUGAAGAAUCUGGAAAAAUAACCUACUCAUCUGCCGGAUUAAAUAAGAUUUAAAUGGAACACGGCUUAAAAAACAUCUAGAUCUGUUUUAGGACUAUAAAAAUGCAUACUGCUAGUAGUUUAAUAAGGAACAGUUUCCUCAACCCGAAGUUGAAGUCGACUGUGGUUCGUAGUGUAACAAAAGUUGCAUCACACGGUAAACCGGUGCAAAGGUUGUGUUACUCUGGGGUAGCUGGUGCUAGGGGUGCGCGGAUAUGCAGUUAUAACAGUACGUUUUUGAGUUCGAGUAAACAAGUGGGAUUUGGGAGGUAUUUUUCAACCAAUAAGAGUGACCCCCCUGAUGAGGAUCCCGAGUCUAAAGAUGAGACGCCGCUGUUCAGCAGUCAGCUCCCGGCGACCGUGGCCGUGCCCGAAGUGUGGCCACAAGUGCCCGUCAUCGCCAUCAACAGGAAUCCCGUCUUCCCGCGUUUUAUUAAACUUAUUGAGAUAUCAAACCCAGCUUUAAUAGACUUAAUAAGACGUAAAGUAAAACUGAACCAGCCUUAUGUUGGUAUAUUUUUACGUAAGAAAGAAGAUGAGAAGUCCGAUGUUGUCUCCAACUUGGACGACUUGCAUCAAGUGGGUGUGUUUGCACAGAUCCAUGAGAUGCAAGAUAUGGACUAUAAAUUAAGAUUAGUUGUGAUGGCUCACAGACGAAUUAAGAUUACUGGACAGUUCAUCGAAGAUGAGAUCGAAAGUGGGCCUGCUGAAAUGAAGCUGAAAUUUCCGCUAUUUAACGUGGAGCUUAACGUUGCCCGCGAAGAAUCUGAUGCGGAACGGCGCCGGCGCAAGUAUCGGAACACGAGGAAGCAGGUCUCCAAGGAGCCAGCAGCAGCAACGGCAACGGCAACAGCAACAACAGCAACAGCUGAAGCUGAAGAUGCUCCAAAGGAACCGAAGGACUCAAAGAAACCUGCUCCAGAUCAAGUUAUGAUGGUCAAAGUGGAGAACUUGAUGCAUGAGAAGUUCCAGCAGACUGAAGAGGUGAAGGCCUUGACCCAGGAGGUCAUUAAGACCAUUAGAGAUAUCAUCAACUUGAAUCCUUUGUACAGGGAAUCCUUGCACCACAUGUUAGCGCAAGGCCAGCGCGUAGUGGACAACCCAGUGUACCUGUCGGACCUGGGCGCCGCACUCACUGGGGCGGAGCCAGCAGAGCUACAGGCUGUUCUUGAAGAAAUGGAUAUACCGAAGAGGUUGAUGAUGUCCCUCUCGCUUCUAAAGAAGGAGUUUGAAUUAUCGAAACUGCAACAAAAGAUUGGCAAAGAAGUCGAGGAGAAAGUUAAACAACAACAUCGAAAGUAUAUCUUACAUGAACAGCUUAAGGUAAUAAAAAAAGAGUUAGGCCUAGAGAAGGACGACAAGGAUGCUAUCGGAGACAAGUUCAAGGAGCGCCUCGCUGAGAAGAAAGUACCGCAGGCAGUACAGACUGUCAUCGAUGAAGAACUCAACAAGUUGAACUUCUUGGAAAGCCAUAGCUCUGAGUUCAAUGUCACCCGCUGCUACUUAGACUGGCUGACCUCCUUACCCUGGGGAGUGACGUCAGAAGAGAAUCUCAAGCUCAAAGACGCUCAAGUGAUACUCGAUGAAGACCACUACGGCAUGGAGGAUAUAAAGAAACGGAUAUUGGAGUUCAUAGCUGUGUCGCAACUGAAGGGCUCUACCCAGGGCAAGAUAUUGUGCUUCCAUGGACCUCCUGGUGUUGGUAAAACUAGUAUAGCUCGUUCCAUCGCCCGGGCCCUGAACCGACAAUACUUCAGAUUCUCAGUGGGAGGUAUGACAGACGUUGCGGAGAUCAAAGGACACAGACGGACGUACGUGGGAGCUAUGCCAGGGAAACUGGUGCAGUGCUUGAAGAAAACUGGAACUGAGAACCCGUUGGUGCUUAUUGAUGAGGUGGACAAAAUUGGCAAGGGUGUUCACGGCGACCCAUCAUCAGCUCUCCUAGAACUCUUGGACCCGGAACAGAACGCGAACUUCCUGGACCACUACCUGGACGUGCCGGUGGACCUGUCCAAGGUGCUGUUCAUCUGUACUGCCAAUGUGGUGGAACAUAUCCCUGAACCACUCCGGGACAGGAUGGAACUUAUUGAUAUGUCUGGUUACGUAGCAGAAGAGAAGCUGGCAAUAGCCCAGCAGUACCUGGUCCCGUCGGCCCGCGCGAGCUGCGGGCUGGCCGCCGCCCAGCUCGACCUCACGCCCGACGCCCUGCACGCACUCAUCCGCUCCUACUGCAGGGAGAGCGGCGUCAGGAACCUGCAGAAACAUAUCGAGAAGAUAGCAAGGAAAGUAGCGUAUAAGAUAGUGAAAGAAGAGACAGAAUCCCUCAAAGUGACGGAAGCGAACCUGAGCGAGUUGGUUGGCAAGCCGACCUUCAAACGCGAUCGCAUGUACAACAUCACGCCACCCGGAGUUGUUAUGGGACUUGCUUGGACUGCUAUGGGUGGCAGCACAUUAUUCAUAGAGACAGCGAUCCGGAACGCGGCGAAGGAUGACAAGUCUCCGUUCGGGUCCAUGGAGGUCACCGGCCACCUCGGUGACGUCAUGAAGGAGUCUGCCAGGAUCGCACUCACUGUCGCCAGGAAUUACAUGUCUAUUUACUACCCGGAGAACAAGUUCUUGAAUACUAGUCACAUCCACCUGCACGUGCCAGAAGGCGCGACCCCGAAGGACGGCCCGUCGGCCGGCUGCACCAUCGCGACGGCGCUGACGUCCCUGGCGCUGCGCCGCCCCGUGCGCCCCGACCUCGCCAUGACGGGCGAGAUCUCACUCACUGGGAGAGUGCUGCCCGUUGGAGGGAUCAAGGAGAAGAUUAUUGCGGCUAAACGUGCAGGAGUCUGUUGUGUGGUCCUUCCCGAGGAGAACAGACGUGACUACGACGACCUGCCGAGCUUCAUUCGAGAAAAGGUCGACAUACACUUUGUCAGCGAUUUCGACGAGAUUCUCAAGAUCGCCUUCGAUCAGCAACAACAACAGGUUCAAUCAUAGACUGUAGCCUAACUACUUAAGGUUUAGUUUAGUUUGCCAGUAGACAUCUUCUUGUAAUAAGUCCAAGUAGGCUUUAAUAGAUAUUGGAUUAUUAUGGAAUUGGUGGAAUAUUUUUGUAUGGAAUUGGGAAUGAGACAAUAUUUAUAUGUAUAUAAUAUGUUUCAUAGUUAUUUGUAAGUGUAAAUGUUUAUAACAUGAGAGGCAGCACUUUCUUAUUAUUCGCCAAACUUUCUCAAUUACCACUUCAUUACAAUUCUGGGCAUUUUAUUCAGAAAUUGUGUAGCUUUUGUUGAUGAUUUUGUUGUAGUAUAUUUUCACUAAACCGUCAAUGAAAUAAACUACUUCCAGUAUUAAUGACCAAAAACAACAAUAAAUAUUUUAGAAGUAGACCAACUACGAUUAUCAAGUACAGGGCUGGAUUAAGGUUCGUGAGUUAAUAAACCCUUUAAACAAACGAAUAAUGGUUCGAUAUGUCAUGAUCGCAAUCCGGCCCUGUGUAACAUCACAGAUUGAUCCCAGUAAAAUAGUAAACAUGUCCAAUUUCAUUAUAAGUCUAUGCAUUUGUUUAUUAUAAGUACCGAAGUAUGAAGUAUGUAGAUAUUGCUAUGUAGAUUGUGUGUGUGGAAAUGCUUGAGUAGAUAUUAUAUUACGUUGUUGAAUGGAAUUAAAUAUUUUCUUUUUUUUA
Spodoptera litura is the source of this 3739-nucleotide messenger RNA. Lineage: Eukaryota; Metazoa; Arthropoda; Insecta; Lepidoptera; Noctuidae. The record is from RefSeq and is a predicted model, not a curated record.